Molecule: messenger RNA, 6903 nt
Organism: Nycticebus coucang (slow loris)
Lineage: Eukaryota; Metazoa; Chordata; Mammalia; Primates; Lorisidae
Gene: SAMD4A
Product: sterile alpha motif domain containing 4A
Exons: 13
Coding region: 656-2812 (718 amino acids)
Biological process (GO): regulation of mRNA stability; nuclear-transcribed mRNA poly(A) tail shortening; negative regulation of translation
Cellular component (GO): P-body
Molecular function (GO): translation repressor activity; protein binding; mRNA binding
Source: RefSeq, a predicted model, not a curated record
AUGAGGAGCAUGUGGGGAACUCCGGCUCCGCCGGCUCAGUCCUCCGCGAGCCGACCCUGGAGACGGCAGCAGCCGCGGCGGAGGUGGCCCUGGCUCUCAGCGCCACAGUCUCCCCGCGCCGCCCGCCCCGACGGCAUGGCCCGCGUCCCGAGCUCCGGGCGCCCCCAACCCCGCUGAGAGCCGCCGCGGCCCGGGACCCGUGCGGGGGGCCCUGCGCUGCCGGGAUGAGCCGCGCCGAGUGGUGAUCGCAGCUCGGACAUGCCGGCGUGAGGGUCCGAGCGGCCGCCCAGCGGGGAGGAGACCCCGGGACGUCGGAGAUCACCACCCCGAAGCUGCAGGCGGGGGCAGAGAGGGAGCCUUCUCCAUCCAGCUGUGUGCCUUGCGGGGGAUUUUUAAAAAGUCGUUAUUUUUUUAAAGCAACAUUUCCGUGCUCCUGUCUGUCAUCGUCUUCGGGGAAAAUCAGCCCGAGCCACCCGAACGUAACCGAAACCAGACGAGAGAGGCGGGAGUCCAGGCAGUAUCUGCAGCGUCCGGGAACCGGAGACACCUUGGAACCCGAGCGCGUCCCCGGCGGCCGUGGGGCUGCGGCUCCGCCAAACUUUGCGGCGCGCGGCGUUGCCCGGGGGCUCUGUAGACCGAGCGCGGCCCCCUGACCAUGAUGUUUCGCGACCAGGUCGGGGUGCUGGCGGGCUGGUUCAAGGGCUGGAACGAGUGCGAGCAGACUGUUGCGCUGCUGUCGCUGCUCAGGCGCGUGAGCCAGACCCAGGCCCGCUUCCUGCAGCUCUGCCUGGAGCACUCCCUGGCUGACUGCGCCGAGCUGCACGUCUUGGAAGGAGAGGCCAACAGCCCGGGAAUCAUUAACCAAUGGCAACAGGAGUCCAAGGAUAAAGUGAUUUCCCUCCUGUUAACUCACCUGCCUCUGCUGAAGCCAGGAAACCUGGACGCAAAAGCUGAGUAUAUGAAACUGCUGCCCCAGAUCCUGGCGCACUCCAUCGAGCACAGCCGGCACAUUGAGGAAAGCAGGCAGCUGCUGUCCUAUGCUCUGAUACACCCGGCCACCUCGCUGGAAGACCGCAGCGCUUUAGCCAUGUGGCUGAAUCACCUGGAGGACCGCACUGCAACCAGCUUCAGUGGCCAGAGCCGCAGCCGCGCAGACUCCGUGGAUUACGGGCAGACACACUACUAUCACCAGAGACAGAACUCCGAUGACAAGCUCAACGGGUGGCAGAACUCUCGGGAUUCUGGGGUUUGCGUCAGUGCCUCCAGCUGGCAGGACAAAAGCCUGGGGUGUGAGAACGGCCACGUGCCCCUCUACUCCUCCUCGUCUGUCCCCACCACAAUCAACACGAUUGGAACCAGCACAAGUACAAUUCUCUCAGGCCAGGCACACCACAGCCCUUUGAAACGAUCUGUGUCCCUUACCCCACCCAUGAAUGUGCCAAGCCAGCCUCUAGGACAUGGAUGGAUGUCUCAUGAGGACUUGCGAGCUAGAGGACCUCAGUGCCUCCCACCCGAUCAUGCCCCCCUGUCUCCACAAAGCAGUGUAGCCUCUUCAGGAAGUGGUGGCAGUGAGCACUUAGAAGACCAGACCACUGCUCGUAACACAUUCCAGGAAGAAGGUAGUGGUAUGAGAGAUGUUCCAGCCUGGUUGAAAAGUCUCCGCCUGCACAAAUACGCUGCACUUUUCUCCCAGAUGACCUACGAGGAGAUGAUGGCCCUCACCGAGUGCCAGCUGGAGGCUCAGAAUGUUACCAAAGGUGCAAGACACAAAAUUGUCAUCAGCAUUCAGAAGCUCAAAGAAAGACAGAAUCUCCUGAAGUCUUUGGAAAGGGACAUCAUCGAGGGGGGCAGCCUGCGUGUCCCACUCCAGGAGCUGCACCAGAUGAUCCUGACCCCCAUCAAGGCCUACAGCUCCCCUACCGCCACCCCUGAGGCCCGCCACCGAGAGCCACAGGCCCCACACCAGCCCUCGCUGCUGGGCCCAGGGACCCAGAGCCCCGACUGCAAGGAUGGUGCUGCCGCCACCGGUGCCACAGCCACCCCCACAGCUGGGGCCAGUGGCGGGCUGCAGCUGCACCAGAUGAGCAGCUGUGACGGGGAGCUGGCGGUCACCCCGCUGCCCGAGGGGGACCUCCCUGGGCAGUUUACACGCGUCAUGGGGAAAGUGUGCACACAGCUCUUGGUGUCCAGACCUGACGAGGAAAAUAUAAGUUCCUACUUACAGCUCAUAGACAAGUGUCUGAUUCACGAGGCAUUUACAGAGACACAGAAAAAAAGACUGUUGUCAUGGAAACAGCAGGUGCAGAAGCUCUUUCGGUCUUUCCCUCGGAAAACCCUCCUAGACAUAUCAGGAUAUCGACAGCAAAGAAAUCGCGGUUUUGGGCAGUCCAACUCCCUCCCCACGGCGGGCUCUGUGGGCAGCAGCAUGGGCAGACGGAACCCGCGUCAGUACCAGAUUCCCUCCCGAAGUGUCCCUUCUGCCCGCCUGGGCCUCCUGGGCACCACUGGAUUCGUCAGCUCCAACCAGCGCAGCCCCGCAGCCAACCCCACCAUCAUGAAGCAGGGGAGACAGAACCUCUGGUUUGCCAACCCUGGCGGCAGCAACAGCAUGCCCAGCCGCAGCCACAGCUCCGUGCAGAGGACCCGCUCACUGCCGGUGCACACGUCCCCACAGAGCGCCCUCAUGUUCCAGCAGCCAGAAUUCCAGCUUCCUGUGACUGAACCCGACAUCAACAACAGACUGGAGUCCUUGUGCCUCAGUAUGACCGAGCACGCCCUGGGAGAUGGGGUGGACCGGACCUCCACAAUCUAGAAGCCGAAGAUGAGCGUGACCGCGCUGGCCGUGAAACCGACUGCUGCGGGUCCAGUGUCAGCCGUCUUCAGGGUUGCGCAGAAUCCUCCAAGAUACGUUGCAGCCUCUUUCCCCCUGGUCCCUCUCCCGUUUUGAUUUGUGAGAGCGUAGGUCAUCCUUGUAAACGUAUCAGUAGACCUGGGAUUGGUCAUUUUGUCAUUUGUUUCUGUCAUGGGAUGUUUUGGUGUGUGGGGUGGGGAGGGGUCUCUAGGCCUGGGAGGGGUGGAGGGGAUACAGGGAGCUUCCCGGAAGCGAAGGGGAAGUCAGAGUCCUGGCCUGAGAGGGACGCGAGGGACGCGGGAGGGAGGAGGCCUCUGGGAAAGCCUGGCACACAGCCCACCACGCAGGGCACGUGCGUCCCAGGGAGACAGUCCUGCCUACAUCACCCCGGGGCCUUGCUUAGAAGAGCUGCAGACGAGGGCCCUGUGGCAACGGGGGUGAGGAGGAAGAAAUUCUCUCCAACAAAACUCCAGAUAAACUUUGAUUUGUGUAUUGUUUACAUGACAACUUUAAAGGGUACAGACUGUGUAAAGAGUUUGGGCAGAACUUCUCUACAGACGAUGGUCUUUGUAAAGGAUGUGUUGUUAUGGGUUCAUUUUUUCCCUCUGUUUUUAUAAUAGCAACAGGGUUGUGUUUUAAAACGGCCGUCAAGCUCUGCUUCUCGGGAAGGGGGUGCCGUGGGUCCCUGUGUCAUGUGGGCCAGAGAGGUGGGAGGGACGUGUGUGUGGAGGUGAAGGACACAGAUGUGGCCAGAAUGAGUGUGGCACUGGGUGAGGGCUCAAGGGUGAUGCCACCACGUGGUCACUGAGAGUCCGAGAGAGCCCGCGGCCUCCUUCCAUGCUGGGUCUGCUUCUCCCCUGCCCCAGGUCCCUGCACGGGGGGGCUCCAUCCUGUCCCUCCCAGCCUUGCUCCACACCCACGCCGGUGAGUGCAGGUUCCCUUGGAGGAGGAAAGGCGAGGAUGGACUCUUCCCUCGUGAGAGGUCUGAUAGCCAGAUGGUGGGGUCGCUGGCAGGCCCCAGAGCCCAGGGCUGCGUCUCCUCCACUCAGUCACUGCUGAGGAAGAGCGGAAGGGGAAGGCCCAGCAACAGUGUAUAAAGGUCAGCAGCAAGUGCCAGAGAGCACACAGUGUCCGGCCCUCAGGUGCGGGCGGGCAGUGGAAGAAGGCUCAGGGAAGGUUAGUGUCACGAUGGAGACAGAGUUGUGGGUUUCCUGUGUAGUUGGCUGAUUGACCCAUCCACACAGAGGGGAGAGAAAGACACUCAUUACACAGUGAGAGCUUAACGAACUGUGCGCCGCAGAGUAAUAGCUCUAUUUCUUAAGGGCAAGAAAGGCUGUGUUUCAGAAUUUGAUGUGGGGGAGGGUAUUAGCAGAAAUGAGAGCAGUCGCGCUCAGCGCUGGAAAAUCAGGUUGUGUAAAUGUCGGGAGGACACCCAGCCAGCGGCGAGAUUGGGGGGUGGAGUGGUGUAAGGCUGGUUUAUUAAAUGGAUAAGUCUGGGGUUGUGUUUUUUAAGUGAAAUCAGAGUCACAAUUAACAUCAGACCAUGAAAAACACUGCACUCGCUGAUGGGGCUUUUUUUUUUUAAACUAAUGAAGUAUAUACAGAUUUUAAAGGCCUUAAUGAAAUCCAAACAACUUUCUUUUACCUUGGAGAUUAAAAAUGUAGACCCGCCCCAGUCUCAGACACUGCAACAGGGUUGUAAAGUCCUGUACGGUCUAAAAAGGUGACAGCAGCGAACCACAGUGGAGGUUCCUGGACCCACAGUCAACAUGCAUUGCUUAUGAAAGGUGCAGACCUCUCCUUGGGUAACUGACCUCUGAAGGUGCAAGUCCACGCACAGAAAGAGACAGUGUUUCUUAGUUGAUCAUUUUUAACCAAGUGCCAUUAACAUUCAUCUUCCACAUCCCUUUUCUAAACGAGCUUAGUGUUAUUUGGGGAAUGUGUUAGGAUGGAUGACCACAGCUAAGGCAGGAGGACUAGGUCAAAUGUUGAAGGCCAAAGGUAAGACCAGAGGGUUUGGGAAUGUGUUUUUUGGAUGCCGAGAAAGUUGUUAAAGAGGAGAAGAAACCAUGUAUCGCACACUUUGUUGAGAAAGAGGAAUGCGUUUGGAUCUCUGCAGAACGCAGAAGACUGGUGUCGUUCAGAAAACAGACUGUGAACACAGUCGCAUCAGCAUGAAUCCUUUAAAAGGAAGAAGAGAACUUAAAGUAUUUGCAAAUCUGAAUUUCUAUUUAUUCCUUCACUGAAUAGAGAAACAAUGGUUAUCUGAUUAUUAGAGAUAUUAUUUUGGAUAUGUUACUUAUUAACUUGCUAUGGCUGGUAACCAUGAUAAAGUCUGUUAUUAACAACAACAUAAUUCUUUUUUUAAAAAGAAAGAAAAGCUUAUUUUUCAUUGACUAUGUAUAGAUUUAUCUACUUAGUUAUGUUUUGCUAUUAGUGUUUUAAUUUGUUUUUUAAGUUGUGUGUUCUGAUGAAUUCGAGGAGCCUGUUCCCCCCUUGUGCUGAGUCCUGUGCUGCCUGCAGGUAUACAGCGCAAUUUACAAAUCCUAAAGCAAAAGAAUUUUAUUUAUAAAAGAAUCAAACAGUUGCAUGCACAAGGCUGUGAAGUCAAAUAUUUAGUACUGUAGCGGCAGUGCCUUUUUUUGUAUUUACCCACUGACCCCAGAUGCAACUGUUUUAUAUUAAUAGUAAAUGAUUUAAAAUCCCAGAGUAAAAUCUAUUUCACUACAUGUUCCCCCCGUGUUCUGAUUUAAGCUGUGUGUUCUCGCCAUCUCCACACUGUCCCACGGACGGUGGCAUCCUGUAGAGUUGUUGUCACGUACGAUGUUUUACUGGUGCUUUUAUUCAUAGUGGUUUCUUACCAGAAACAGUAGGAAGAAACUCGUAAACUGUGUACAAGACAUGACACACUGCUGCUGCUGUUUUUCCCACAUGCUUUUGAGUUUCACUUUUUAAACAAGAGCCAGCCAGCAGGAUAGACACGUUGGUCUGCCUGCUGAGGGCGGCUGUUUGCACCACGCCUCCCGAUCCUAGGUGUGGAUGGUUCCCUUUUUGGUCCCCAGGAUUUGAGCUACAGCCCGGCCCUGUCUCUCCCAUUCAUUGAAGAGACAUGGAGGGAAGCCGGGCUUUCUUUGGAGGUGUCCUCGGCUGUCCUUCAGUCGCUGUCCUCCAGUAGCUACUGCUGGUGCAGAGUUUGUGGAUAUAUCUCCCCGGGUCCAGGCUGGGGGGCUGGGAGGGGCUGAGCACACCAGCACGCGGCCAGGAGGACAGCGAGGGGAUGCGGAGCAGGCCCCCGUGUCCUCGGCCCUCUGGACACGUCCGCAGCAGGCGGCUCCAGCCUGGGCACGGGGAGGCAGCCUGACCAAGGCACUCAGGGCUGCCUGUCACAGGAAGAACCUACAUUUGCACAUGGGGCUGUGAUAACACUAAGGUUGACUUUUUUCUUUUUCCUUUUUUUUUUUUUUACAAGUCAUCAGAGAUGUUUGCAAAGCGUGUUUUAUUUUUUUGUAACUCCUUUAUCUUUACUUAAAGGUGAAUGUGUAUUCCUCUGGGAGGAAUAGGAAGAAAACAGGGAUGCUAGUGAUGUGGAGCAGAAGAUUCCUCCCUAGUGCCCUCUGACCUCCUGUGUCCAUGCCUAACGUAGCUGAGUUUGACAAAGCUUUCUCGUUGCAUGCCCCGUGCAGGCACCGUUGUGUUGUGCGUGCAUGCGUUUCGUCCUGUUUUCCUGUAUAAAGUUAGUGAACAAAGAAAUAUUUUUGCCUAGUUUAUGUUGCCAAGCAAUGCAUAUUUUUUAAAUUUGUCAUAUAUGGAAAGAGCAUGUUUGUUACAUGUAAAAGCUUUACUGAUAUACAGAUAUACUAAUGUUUGAAGAUGCUGUUCUUUGCAAGUGUACAGUUUUCAGAUGUUGUUACAGUGAAACACCCUUGUGGUUUAAACUUGCUACAAUGUAUUUAUUACUCAUUUCCUCCCAUGUAACGAAGAAUCAUGGCUAUAUUUCAUAUCAACGUUAUACUGAAAGUGAAGGGAAAUGAUUAAUACAAGGUUUUGUAACA